Molecule: messenger RNA, 1769 nt
Organism: Orbicella faveolata
Lineage: Eukaryota; Metazoa; Cnidaria; Anthozoa; Scleractinia; Merulinidae
Product: mitochondrial pyruvate carrier 1-like
Biological process (GO): pyruvate import into mitochondria
Cellular component (GO): mitochondrial inner membrane
Source: RefSeq, a predicted model, not a curated record
UUCGAAGUGUUCGUCACAAGAACCGGUAACCCGGCACACGCGGAAAAAUGGCGGGCAGAUUUAUUCGAAGGGGACUAGAUCAUCUCAAAAGUAAAGAAUUUAGAGAAUAUUUAUGCAGCACGCAUUUUUGGGGACCGGUUGCCAAUUGGGGACUACCCCUGGCUGCCAUGUCCGACAUGAAGAGGGAUCCAGAGUAUAUUAGUGGCAGAAUGACAACAGCACUUUGUAUUUACUCAGUGUUGUUCAUGAGGUUUGCGUGGAAAGUUCAACCUAGGAAUAUGCUUCUGUUUGCUUGCCACUUUUCAAAUGAAGUCUGUCAGCUUGUUCAACUAGGAAGAUUUGUCAAAUACAGGCUGGAGGGUGGAGCAAGGACACCAAGUGUUGAAGUCUACCCAUCAAGUUAAACUUGCAUUUUUUGAAAUAUUCUGUCCUGGCAAUCUUUGGAAUUUGGUGUAUGAUAAUAAUAUUUAACACAUAACUUAUAAAUAAGUGGAAAUGACAAAACGUGAUGUAGAUAGAAGAAACUGUUUUAUACCUGACAAUGUUCCUCCAUUAGGACAUACUGUUUUUACAGUUUUUAAUGACAAUUGUUAAGGGAAAAUAGUUGGGCUGUUUUAUAAUUUACCCGUAAUAAAUAAGGAGUGCUUUGUGUUAUAUGUAACAGGGCUGCAAUACAUUGAAAGGGAAGCUUGAAAUCUAGUUAGGAAAUACAAUUAAAGGGAUCAGAGGAUUACAAGAAGAUUAAGUCUUGUAUAAUUCACACGAAUUCUGAAAAUGUCUAAGACCUACAUGUAACCUGUUCAAGUUUUACUAUUAUUAAAGCAGAGUUUAUUUUUGUAGCAGGACACAUUCUUAACCACUUAGGCUUUUUACAGGCACCCAUUUCAAACAGUGUACUACUACCAAACACUUUUUGUUUUGGUGGCAGAGCUAUGAGACUACAAGGAAUUCCAAAUGUCAUUACUCCCCAUUCUCCUUGCAGCUUCACUGCUCUUAUGAAAGGCUGUACUCUACUGCCAAAACACAAAGUCAUUAACACUCAUGCACAAAAUCCCACGAGCUAGACAGGCUUGGAUUGGGAAGGCCAAAGGACCCAGUCCUGAAGUGACCAAAGGACCUAACGUGCUACAUUUUGAAAGAGAGGGGCUAAGUUGUCAUUUUACAUUUAUUUUACAAUUUGCAGUGCCGUGUAGUCUUUGUAGAACUCAGUGGAAGCUACAACUUAAAGGAAGCUGAACUUUGAGAAACCCUGUAAUUUUGGAGCCAGUUGCCACAGCAGUGGUAUGUAAAAUUGUUGUGACAUUUGAUCAGACAUUAACUGAACGAGGGUUUGCUGCUUAAAAAUGGGGAAAAAAGUGUUGGCAGUGUAGACUUCCAUUAAUUCAGCUUCCUUUUGUUAUUAGGAAUGGUAGUAAUUUAAGUUAACUGCCUAUAAUGAAGCAAAAUAUAGUGUAUGAAAUGUACGGGUUAUGAGAUAUCUUGUUUCUGACUGACGAAUGGAUUGCUUAUUACAGUUAAGAUUACUGUUGUGUGUGGCAUAAAAGGGUAUUUAUUAAACACCUCUCAUUGAAUUGUGCUUUUAAUGAAAGUAAGUUGGGUGAAGCAUCAGUUGUGUGAGACAAGGCAAGAACUUGACUGCAGGAGUGACUUUUUAAGUGAGUUUUUAGGGUACACCAUGUAUUGAAUUCAGGAAUUAAAUAUACUCAGAAACUGAAAUACAGUGUUCAAUAUUAUUUAAUUUGGAUAAUAAAUUACUGAUUUCUUUGACA